AAGCACACAUGCACAGUUAUCAUGUACUGUGAAGCACACAUGCACAGAUAACAUGCACUGUGAAACACACAUGCACAGUUAUCAUGUACUGUGAAGCACACAUGCACAGAUAACAUGCACUGUAAAGCACACAUAUACAGAUAACAUGGACUGUGAAACACACAUGCAUAGAUAUCAUGUACUGUGAAACACACAUGCACAGAUAACAUGUACUGUGAAGCACGCAUGCACAGAUAACAUGCACUGUGAAGCACACAUGCACAGAUAACAUGCACUGUGAAACACACAUGCACAGAUAACAUGUACUGUGAAACACACAUGCACAGUUAUCAUGUACUGUGAAGCACACAUGCACAGAUAACAUGCACUGUGAAACACACAUGCACAGAUAACAUGCACUGAGAAACACACAGAUAACAUGCACUGAGAAACACACACACAGAUAACAUGCACUGUGAAACUGGGACCAGCUGGAGCUCUGUGGUCACUGCCACUAUCACAGCCCAGAACCCCAGCAUGUGUCUUAGCACAGGAGGAGCAGUUAGCUACACUCCGUCUCUGGUCUCAUCCCUUAAACAUCAGGCGGAGGAAGCUGCAGCAGCUGGUCUUAGCACACACUGAUCAGUUUUUCCUAAGUUCUCAUAUCCGGGCUCCUGAGGAGAGCUUUGCCAUUCCUCUCGAGCCUGACUGUGGGUAACAGCUUUGCCAAUUAAUGGCAGGUCAGGUGGCUUUGGAAUCGUGGACAGGCUGUGCCCGUGUCAGAUCACACGAUCACUCACUACCUCCACUCCCUACAGCCAGUCAUCAGCACUUCCUUUGACUCCUUCCUUUGACUCCGCAUGUUAUCUGUCCGUUGUCAUCGAAUGCACACAGCACACUUCCAAUUGUUAAAUUUACUAAGUGACUUCAGGCUUAACAGGUCCCUCCUUCCAGGUCCCUUCUCAACCAGCUUGGCCUGUCUGAGAUCUGCCCUGCCUUACUCAAAUUCCAAGACAUGAGCCAUACCCACGGCGUUAGAGGCACUCCUGAAAAAAAUCAGAUCGCUGACACGUAAGAUCCUGGUUUCACAAGCUGUUAUUAUACUGUGAAAAUCGGGUCAUUUACAUUCUCCCUUGUGUCCUGAUGUGAAAUCAUUAUGAUUUCCAGACCAUUGCUCAUUAAAAUAAAGAACAUUUGUAUACAGGUGGUUAUUAAGUGCAUACAUUUUAUAAUUGUACAGGUCACCGGAAUAUUUGCUGACUCACAAAGAGAGUUCAGGGAGUAGGGGUUAGAACCUUGGGCCCUGCAUAUGCUAGGUCAAGUCCUCUUUUAUGGAGCUUCGCUCCUAGCCAGAAUUCAGUGUAUGGUAAAAGCCAGUUUGAGUUGGCACUGAGGCCGUACCACUGUCCUUCAAGAGGUUUUCCUUCGUCUUAUGCUACCUUUAUUUCAGAAAAGGUGUUUUUUUUUGUUUUGUUUUGUUUUGUUUUUUUUAAUCGUGAUUGCCUCAUAAAGACAGUAAGACAGGGUCUUUGGUGGCUUUUUCCAUUACUGCGCUAACACACCACAACCGAAAGCAGUCUGGGAAGAAAAGGGCUUAUCUCAGUACAGCCCAUCACUGAGGUAAAUAGAGCAGGAACCCGGGAGGCUGAUACAAAGGCCAUGGAGGGGUGCUGCUUACUGGCUUGCUCCCCCUGACUUGCUCAGUCUGCUGUUUCAUAGCACCCAGGACAAUCAGUCAAUGGAUGGCCCCACCCACAAUGGGCGGGGCCCUCCCCCAUCAAUCACUAAUUAAGAAAAUGAACUACAGGCUUGCCUAUAGUGUGAUUUUUUUUUUUUUAUGGGAGCACUUUUUAAAUUGAGGUUUCAGAUGACUCUAUCGUGUGUCAAGGUGACAUAAAACUAGCCAGGAUAGUCAGUUUGUCAUGAGCUAUAAUUAACAUAAAAAUGAUGAGACAUCUCAGUGAAGCUGUUAUUUUUAAAAUGCAUAUACGAUUUAAGUCUCGCAACCAAAGAAUGAUUGUGUGUGUGUGUGUGUGUGUGUGUGUGUGUGUGUGUGUGUGCGCGUGUGUGUGUGUGUGUGUGUGUAUUUGGGAAGGUUAAUACAGAGCAAGUCGUCUUUUAUGUUUCACUGAAUCCCCACAAAAGUUUAACUAUUGUAUAACUUACAGCUGAAAAAAAGGUGGGAUUGCGCAACUCAGGGCUUCCUGGGAUCCUCGAGUGUGGCGGAAGACCUUACCCACUGAACUCUCCACAAGCCCUUCAUUCAGCUUUUAUUUUCUUUUUUGUUUUCAAAACCAAUCGUCCCAGAGACUCUCUGAUGCUCAAAUACCAGGCGCAUAUUUGAAAGGAAUAUCGGGAGAGAUCUUUCUGAUGGCAGUGAGAACCGGUGACAGCCUGAGCUUCCUUGGCCACUUGGCUGGUUAGUUCCUAGAAAAAUUUGACCUUUGAUGACAUCUAAGUGACUGUGCUGUCUUUUAAGAUCAACUUUCUGCAAAUGGCAUAUUUCAAAACUUGAGGUGAAAUUUAUAAGCAAACCAUUAGCUCCCCCCCUCACCAACUUGCUAAGCGAGAGCUCUGCUGCUGGUCUGUGUUGCCUCAGCCGCCGUCUACUUUCAGAAGCUCUCAUUUAUGCAGUCCAGCCUGGCCAGAUACGUGAAAUCCUGUUUCCCCAGUUGUUGGGAUUACAGGCAUGUGCACCACAUCCAAUUCUCAAAUCUCAUGGGUUUGACACAUGCACCGUAAAUCCAGGCAACUCAGUCCUAACAUGCUUCACUCCUCCAGAGUUUCCUGGUACCUCUUGCUGGCUGCUGGCCCUCUAGAGGCUGUGGUCUGAUUUCUAUUACUAAGUUUGUCUGUUAAGUGGCUGUUACACGCAAAAGAAAGUUCACGGCACAUGGCUGGAUGACAAGCAGAGCUGUUAGACAUGUGAAACGUAGCCUCCCGUUCUUUCAGAAAGAAAACACUUGGAGAAUAGACUUGUAAAAAUGUUUGUUUUGAAUUUAACUAACCAAGUUUUGCUUCAGAGGACGAGAAAGGAAAAUGCACUUUACCUGAAGUAUAUUCCUUUGAAACCCCAGUGACAUUUUGGGGAGCGAGCUUACAGAUUACCCAUGCCACUUUAGUGACUCUUCUUCUGAUCCCCCUCCCCCAAAAUGACUUGGGGGAGAAGUGAAUGGUUUAAGGGCGAGGCUGCUGGCUUUUUCUUAACGCGCCGGGUCUUUGCAGCGGAAGGUGGACUGUGGGUGUAAAUCUGUGCUGCACUGGCAGCGACCUCCUCUCAGGGCCUCUGGACCCAGAAUUUCCUGCAGGUUUCCUGUUGGGUGGCUGCAGGGCAAACUAGGAGCGGGUAGGAAAGGAAGAUGCGCUGCCCAGGAGUGGGGGCGGGGCAGACCUCUUGCGCUUGACGCCCCCAUCCCCACCCCCGCCCUCUAAGAGCCCGCCUUGGGGCGUGGUCCGGGCAGCUUAGGAGGGUGCCAGAGCUCUGGAUCUGGGCGUGCAGCUGCGGGACCGGAGAUGCUCGGCCAGUCACCCUGUGGUCGCUGAGGCUCUCCUCUCAUUUCCGCCGUGCCAGACAGACCCGACCAGAGGUGCUUUUGGAAAGGAAAAACAACCCACAAUUUUGGUGUGAGAAAGGACAUGAGGAGACUACAGGCCUGGGUUCUUCCCGAUCAGAAUGAAACCCAUGUUGAAAGACUUUUCAAAUCUCUUGCUGGUGGUGCUCUGUGACUAUGUCCUUGGAGAAGCCGACUACCUCGUCUUACGAGAGCCAGUCCACGUGGCGCUGAGCGACCGAACGGUGUCAGUGGGUUUCCACUACCUCGGUGACGUCAACGGGACACUGAGGAAUGUGACUGUCAUGCUGUGGGAGGCCAACACCAACCGGACUCUUACCACUAAGUACCUCCUGACCAACCAGGCCCAGGGAACACUCCAGUUUGAAUGCUUCUACUUCAAGGAGGCUGGUGACUACUGGUUUGUGAUGAUCCCAGAAGAGACAGACAAUGGCACACGAGUUCCCCUCUGGGAGAAAAGUGCCUCUCUGAAGGUCGAAUGGCCCGUCUUUCACAUCGAUUUAAAUAGGACAGCCAAGGCGGCAGAAGGCACCUUCCAAGUGGGUAUUUUUACCUCCCAACCGCUCUGCCUGUUUCCUGUGGACAAGCCAGACCUGCUGGUGGAUGUCAUCUUCAAGGACAGCCUUCCUGAGGCAAGAACAAGUUUGGGACAGCCGCUGGAGAUCCGAGCCAGCAAAAGGACAAGACUCACUCAAGGCCAGUGGGUCGAGUUUGGCUGUGCACCCCUAGGGGUGGAAGCCUACGUUACGGUGAUGCUGAGGCUUUUGGGUCAAGACUCAGUCAUUGCUUCGACGGGACCUAUUGACCUGGCCCAAAAGUUCGGAUACAAAUUGAUGAUGGCACCGGAAGUCAGGUGUGAGUCUGUCCUGGAGGUGAUGGUACUGCCACCUCCUUGUGUCUUUGUCCAAGGAGUGCUGGCUGUUUACAAAGAAGCCCCCAAAGCCCCGGAGGAGAGGACCUUCCAGAUGGCUGAAAACAGGCUGCCCCUGGGAGAGAGGAGAUCGGUGUUUAACUGCACUUUGUUUGAUGUGGGGAAGAACAAGUAUUGCUUUAACUUUGGAAUUUUGAAGAAAAGCCAUUUUUCUGCAAAGGGAUGCAUGCUAAUUCAGAGAAAUAUAGUUUUCCGGCCACCAGACCCAUCGCCGGACCCGGAGAAGUACAACAACGUGGUGACCGUCACAGGGAUAUCCCUGUGCUUGUUCAUCAUCUUUGCCACCGUGCUCAUCACCCUCUGGAGGAGAUUCGGCAGAGCCCCCAAAUGCAGCACGCCGGCCCGCCACAACUCCAUCCAUUCCCCCGGCUUCCGGAAGAACUCGGAUGAGGAGAACAUCUGCGAGCUGAGCGAGCCUCGCGGAAGCUUCUCGGAUGCGGGGGACGGGCCCAGGGGAAGCCCAGGGGACACGGGCAUCCCGUUGACUUACCGGUGCAGUGCGUCAGCGCCUCCUGAGGACGAGGCCUCCGGCAGUGAGAGCUUUCAGUCCAACGCUCAGAAGAUCAUCCCGCCCCUGUUUAGCUACCGCCUGGCCCAGCAGCAGCUGAAGGAGAUGAAGAAGAAAGGGCUGACAGAGACCACCAAAGUGUACCACGUGUCUCAGAGCCCCCUGACAGACACGGUAGUGGAUGCCACUGCCAGCCCCCCCUUAGACCUGGAGUGCCCCGAAGAGGCAGCAGCAAGCAAGUUCCGGAUCAAGUCUCCUUUUCUGGACCAGCCUGGGGCAGGUCCCGGGGAAAGGCCCCCCUCCAGGCUGGAUGGCGUCCUGCCUCCGCCCAGCUGUGCGGUCAGCCCCAGCCAGACGCUGAUCCGCAAGUCCCAGAUGAGGUCGACUGGUGGGAGAGAUGGCUCGUCGGAGCGGGGCCACUGCAGAAGUUCCCUCUUCCGGAGGACUGCUAGUUUUCACGAAACCAAGCAGGCUCGCCCUUUCAGGGAGAGGAGUUUGUCAGCCCUGACUCCCCGCCAGGCCCCCGCCUACAGUUCCAGGAUGAGGACCUGGGAGCAGAUGGAGGAUAGGGGUCGGCCUCCCAGUCGAAGUGCUCACCUGCUUCCAGAGAGGCCGGAACACUUCCAAGGGGCGGCAGGUCGGGCCAGCAGUCCUUUGGGUCCACUCUCCAAAUCCUACACUGUGGGGCAUCCCAGGAGGAAACCCGACCCGGGGGAUCGCCAGGCUGGGUUGGUGGCAGGAGCUGCUGCGGAGAAAAUGGAGCCUCACCGAGCUCACAGGGGACCGUCCCCCAGUCACAGGAGUGCGUCAAGGAAGCAGACUUCCCCCGUUUUCCUCAAGGACAGCUACCAGAAAGUCAGUCAGCUUAGCCCUUCUCACUUCAGGAAAGAUAAAUGCCAGAGCUUCCCCAUCCACCCUGAGUUCGCCUUCUACGACAACACCUCUUUCCGCCUCACCGAGGCUGAGCAGAGAAUGCUGGACCUCCCGGGAUACUUUGGCUCCAACGAAGAGGACGAAACCACUAGUACACUGAGCGUGGAGAAGUUAGUAAUCUAGGCUAGGAAGCGGCAGGGCUCACCCAGGUCCUUCCCCCAGCUGGCAAUAUCCCUUGCUCGCUAGUGCUGUACAACCGUGGGUACAACCGUGGGAAUUAGUCGGGGAGAUGGGAUUUAUCCUGAACUUUCCUUUUGUUACCCCUUUUCUAUUGGCUUAUUACUACUAAUAAAAUUGAAAGAAGGCAAAUGUAUGAUGCAUUUUGAACGCUACACAUGAUGUUUCCAAUUUAGGCAUCUGGGAGAUUUUCCCAAGGGGUAGGAGCCUCCCAGUGCCUGAUGGGUAUGCAGAACCAUUAUACAAGUGACCUUGCUUAGCAUCUUGCUUUGUUUUGAAGCAGGAACCAAACAAAGGAGCCUAAAUGUGGGGCUGCUUCUUUUGAAGUUUGUUACCAAGAUUCCGAGUGGCCUAAGGACUAAUCAGCAUACACAGAAAUAGCUACGUGUUUGUGGUGACCUCCAGCUACCACACCCAUCCUGCCUUUAGAUUGAUUUCCUUCUUUUAGAGUUUUAUCAGGACGUCAGGCAGCCAGGGAGGUUUCAGACAGGGGGAAAUCAGAAAUGUAAACAUGGUAGUUCCAAAAGUUAAUAUUUGUUCAACUGUCACUUGUGACUUUUUGUUUUUUAAAUUAAAAUGUGCUUCCUUUGGAACUGUUUCAGCAAUGACUGCGGGCUCUUCAGGAACAGGAGGGGUGGGUUGUCCAGAGCUGUGUGGCAACUCCUAUGCAUGGAUGAAAGAAGAGCCAGGCGUGUUACUCCCCAGUCUCUUUAUUUACCUCACCAGAAAGCUUUGUUCUCUACCCAAGUUCACAGGCCUGUGGGCCAGCCUUUGACACAGGGGCACAUGAUUGCUUGUCCCAGAGGUUUACCCAGCAGUGUCACUCUGAGACCAAAACAGCUUUGGAAAAGUGGAAAUUCAUGUGGGCUGAGACUUUUCCUGUCAAGUGAUACUCACUAACAGUCUACCCAGCCCAGUGUUCUGGGGCUCUCACUAACAGCGAAACCCCUGCCUCCAGGAAAAAAGAUGCUUCCCCGCAGGCUUUAAUGUGGGAGUUGUAAAUUUCAGUGCACAGAUUUUUGGUAUCUUACCACUGUGUCUGCGUGUUCUAGUCCCAGUAGCUGCUAUAGAAUAGGGGCUCAAUAAAGACACGGCAAGUGGCCAGCUAGCAAAAUGCCUUAAAACCAGUUGUGGUUGAAGUAGAAUGACUCUUCAUAACACUUUACAUUGCACAUCAUUAUAAAGGAAAUGCAUUCGUGAGACAUCAUGAGGUUUCAGUUUAUAGAGGCCUCACCUCACAAACAUAAGUACUUUUUUUUUUUUUUUUUUUUUUUUUUGCAGUCACCAGUUUGUGCAUUUCCAGCCAUCCUGAGAACAACCAAUGAUGCUUGGCCAGCGUUUUGCUGGUUCCGUGUUUCAGAUUAUCUUAGUGUAUGUAACUUCACGAAGCUGGGUGAGCACGCCACAUUUAUAUGUUUAUUGUGUGUGUCCUGACCAGUAAUGUGUCCGUGCUCACCUUGCUGAGAAGAAAUGUUCUUUUUAAAUAUAGUUUUUAAUCUAAAAAUUUAAAAUUAGCAUGUACUUUAGAAUUUUACACAAGUACUGGUAGGGGAAUGUUCUACCAUUGAACACACAUGGUUCAUCCUUCCCACUCCUCUCUAAAUACUCCUCAAAUUCAUAGCUGUGUGUCUGUGUGACUGUGUGUGUGUGUCUAUGUGUGUGUGUCUGUGUGUGUGUGACUCUGCGUGUGUGUGACUCUGUGUGUCUAUGUGAUUGUGUGUGUGUGCACAUGUGUGUGUGACUGUGUGUAGGACUGGCCGCUUGAGAUUGAAUUGAAACCUACACCUAGAGAAAAGAUCUCCCUCUCUCAGCAGCUCUGUUUCCUAGAGCUCUUUCUCUAGAGUUGGGACCUUGUCCAAUUCUCCCUGGUGUGCGUGUUGUCACGUUGCCUAGUGUUGUCACUGCACAGGUCUUUUUGGCCAACCGUAUUGCUGAAAUUUCAUAGUUACAACUUCUUAUUGGUUUUGUCACUUACCUCUCCUUACUCAGGACAAGCCCCAGCAAGCCUGCCCAUCAUCCACAAGGCAGCUUCUCGAGUGCAUGACUGUCAGCUCUGACCGUGAUCCUUCUAGAAACCUUUGAACUGGUGAUCCAGCUGUAGAUCCCCAAACGUCGUUUUGUCCUCCCGCAAUGGUCCUAUAUACUGUAUAACACCCACACGCAGCUGACCACCAAAGCUGGAAACUCGGAAGAGUCACUUUGAACUUGGUUUCACCGCGUCUGUGCAGCUGGUAGCCAUCAGGCUGUGCGGAUGCCUCUGCUUUCUCGGCUCCGGGUGUACAGCAUGCCAUCUUCUUCCUUUAUUAAAUGUUAUGUGAGAAAUCUGUACAAA
This is a messenger RNA of Rattus norvegicus (Norway rat), 8432 nucleotides long. RefSeq names its product thrombospondin type 1 domain containing 1 (gene Thsd1). Lineage: Eukaryota; Metazoa; Chordata; Mammalia; Rodentia; Muridae. Gene Ontology annotation, cellular component: cytoplasm. The record is from RefSeq and is a predicted model, not a curated record.